Molecule: messenger RNA, 1674 nt
Organism: Ceraceosorus guamensis
Lineage: Eukaryota; Fungi; Basidiomycota; Exobasidiomycetes; Ceraceosorales; Ceraceosoraceae
Product: terpenoid cyclases/Protein prenyltransferase
Exons: 4
Coding region: 1-1674 (557 amino acids)
Biological process (GO): protein farnesylation
Cellular component (GO): protein farnesyltransferase complex
Molecular function (GO): protein farnesyltransferase activity
Source: RefSeq, a predicted model, not a curated record
AUGUCGGUGAUUCACCAAGCAGCAGUGCCUGCUCCCGACGAUGAUGUGCCCACAUCCACAUCGAGGGAACAAAGAGAGACGGAAGACCAAAUUAGCGACCUGUUCACCCCUUUCAGAUCAUCCUCAUCCUCGUCAGCUUCAGCUUCAGAACCUGCGCAGUCCGCUCAAGCAGGCCUGUCGUUGCCCUCCCUGAGCAAAUCAAAACACUUGGCAUUCCUCAAAAAGGGACUUCAACCUCUACCCGCAGGCUACGUCGUGUUCGACGCCACUAGACCAUGGUUGAUCUACUGGGCCUCUCAAGCCAGUCUCCUCUUGUCCUCUCCCUUUGACGCAGACAUGUCGGCAAGAGCCACGAGCACGCUAUUGUCCUGUCAAAGUCCCAUGGGAGGAUUUGGUGGAGGUCCUGGUCAGAUUCCCCACUUGAUGGCCACGUACGCUGCUGUACUCGCUCUGGCCAUCGUCAGCGGACCUGGACAUGCACCAGACAUCGCAGACGCAGCGGGCCCCAGCAGUAGCAGCAGCGGCGGCGGCGGCGGCGGCGGCAAGAGCGGAUGGGACUCGAUCGAUCGCUCUGCAAUGUACAACAUGUUCAUGUCCCUCAAACAGCCCGAUGGAUCUUUUACCGUACAUCACGGAGGGGAAAUCGACGUGCGUGCGGCGUACUGUGUGGUCACAGUCAGCCUGUUGUUGGGGAUCGCGACUCCAGAGCUAUUUGAAGGCUUGCCAAGCUUCUUGGGCAGCUGCCAAACGUACGAAGGCGGCCUAGCGUCCGCUUCGCAUCCCGCAUACAAGACUUCUUCGAAUGGCAAAGUCACCAUCGACCCGAACGCACCUCGGCCCACUCUGGGAGAAGCGCACGCAGGCUACGCUUUCUGCGCCUUGGCUUCUCACCUCGCCCUCUCUCUCUUACCGCUGCCAGCAUCAGAACCUUCAGAGCCUCGAAUAGACGUGUCCGCGCUCGUCGCUUGGUCUGCUUCGUUGCAGGCCAACGCGGCGGAUGGAGGUGGCUUCAGAGGCAGAACGAACAAGCUGGUGGACGGGUGCUACGGAUGGUUCAGUGGUGGUGGCAUGUUCACUUGCCUGCAGGCUGCAGUGGAGAUGGAAGCAGGACAAUGGUGGAAAGAGGCCGAGACGGGGAGCAUUCCUGCUCAGAGCACGGGCGAAGCAAUGGAAGCUGAUGACGUGUGGCAAGCAGAUGACGGUGAGUCGUCCUACCCGCUAUCUCUUCCUGCCGAUGGCGUACUGUUUGACAGGGCAGCCCUUCAAGAGUACGUCUUGGUGGUGGCGCAAGAAGCUUUGGGUGGAUUGAGGGACAAACCAGGAAAAAGACCUGAUCUCUAUCACACCUGCUACAACCUCUCCGGCAUGUCCUUGGCUCAACAUCGACUUCGACUAGACCUGGACGGUCGAUCCGAACUAGCAGCCUCUUUCAAAUACGGAACCAAUUCCCCCGAGCCUAGCGACGCGCGACACGCCGCGCCUUGGGAGAAGAAAGAUUUGCACGAAUGGAGAAGAGCUUGUUACGCUUCUUCCCUAUCUUGGAACGCCGAUGCUGAAAAGGUCAAUGUGGUCGGCGACGGAGGCAAGAAUUGGUUGUUGCCUACGCAUCCCAUCUUCAACAUCCCGUUUCCUUGCGCAAAGUCCAUGAUGGACUGGUCUUACGGUCAAAGCUGA